AUGUUGGCCCCAGCAGCCCGCUUCCUCCCGAGGUACAGAACUCCCUUCUUGCGCUCUGUCUCUAGUUUGGCGUCAAACCCAUCUAUUAAAGUGUUCCCUGCGGAUGCGUCGCGAGCUUCCUUCCUUCUGUCAUUUCUCGAAGAUGAGCCGCCCAACCAAAGAAUAGCCAUAGGCUUUUCUACGAGGGAUCCUCCCACGCCGCAGUCAUUCAUCGAGAACGGAACGUUUACCAAGAUCCUCUACGAGGUCCUCGCUGAGCAUGCGCACAAGGACAAGGACCUGCUCGCACAGGCAGCUGCAUUUGCCGGUCCUGGCGGAGCCAACUUGGGAUCUGGAGGCGUCUUCUUUGCGCAGAAGAGCAAAAGAGGCUCGCGUAAGGUCGGCGGCGGUGGUGGCGCCGGAGGAGGAGGACACGGCGGUUACGUCCACCUGAGCGACUCGAGAAACCCUCCAGACUUUGGUCGUAUUGCCUGGCCUGAAGACAUUUUGGGCAGCGUUGAGGUUGAUCAGAGCGGAAACAUCAUUGGCAACCUCGAACCUAGCGGCACCUAUCGGAUCAUCACCAAUGAGGGAAUGCUCGGACUUAGUCCUUACCUCACAGACAAGCUAAAGGAGAGGCUCCGACAAGAAGACGAGAAGGAUAAGGCACGAUAG
Colletotrichum aenigma is the source of this 654-nucleotide messenger RNA. RefSeq lists its product as uncharacterized. The record is from RefSeq and is a predicted model, not a curated record. The transcript is spliced from 3 exons. Lineage: Eukaryota; Fungi; Ascomycota; Sordariomycetes; Glomerellales; Glomerellaceae. Bases 1 to 654 code for a protein of 217 amino acids.